ACCUGAAGAACGUGAGUGUGUCGUACGAUAAGGUGUACGACAAUGUGGUAGGGAAGCGAGACGAGCGGCUGAGUGUAGUGGAGUUUCUUCAGGACGGCACCAGGAAGGACGGAGCUCAAGAUCAUGAACCUACGAGACGCUGGUUCACUGUCCACGAAGAAAUGGGAAGAG
Homarus americanus (American lobster) is the source of this 171-nucleotide messenger RNA. RefSeq names its product glutamate receptor ionotropic, NMDA 2A-like. Gene Ontology annotation, molecular function: NMDA glutamate receptor activity; transmitter-gated monoatomic ion channel activity involved in regulation of postsynaptic membrane potential. The record is from RefSeq and is a predicted model, not a curated record. Gene Ontology annotation, biological process: modulation of chemical synaptic transmission; synaptic transmission, glutamatergic; monoatomic ion transport. Gene Ontology annotation, cellular component: plasma membrane; postsynaptic membrane. NCBI's taxonomy places the organism in Eukaryota, Metazoa, Arthropoda, Malacostraca, Decapoda, Nephropidae.